Messenger RNA from Daucus carota subsp. sativus, 963 nucleotides. RefSeq lists its product as uncharacterized. The record is from RefSeq and is a predicted model, not a curated record. NCBI's taxonomy places the organism in Eukaryota, Viridiplantae, Streptophyta, Magnoliopsida, Apiales, Apiaceae. The transcript is spliced from 2 exons. The coding region runs from base 1 to 963 and encodes 320 amino acids.
AUGAAUAGGUUCACCAAGGAGGCGCUCAAAGUCCCGGAUUUGGACCAAAAGGUAGCGAUGAUCGCCCUUCAACAAGGAACCACGGAUGAUAAUUUCCGCCGCUCACUAGCCAAGAGGGCCCCUAACAACAUGAAUGAGCUCCAAGAGAGAGCCGGGAAGUAUAUUAAGGCAGAGGAAAGCAUGAGAAAAUCCCAGAAUAACCAGGGAUCAACCAAGGACUCUAAGAAGCGUGGGAACGAUACUGAAUAUGAUGCUGAUAACAAGUAUUUGAAAAGGGAAGAUGGUGAAAAGUCACCCACCAAGAAGCAAUCAGGACCGAGGUUCACUGAGUAUGCAAGGCUGAAUUCCCCCAGGAGUCAGAUUCUGAUGGAAAUUGAGAAAGAGGGAGGAGUUCGAUGGCCGAAGCCAAUUAGGACUGACCCCGAGAAAAAGAAACAAGGACUUGUAUUGCAGUUGAAGAAUGAGAUUGAGUUUUUGAUCCGGAAAGGCAAGUUGUCCAGAUAUACUAGGGACACAAAUAGGAAUCCCCGUGACAAUGAUAGUCACGAUAGGGACAAUGAUGAUCAUGAUAGGAGAACCGAGCCUCGAGGGCCCGUGAUCAAUAUGAUCUCUGGAGGACCGACUGCAGCAGGCUUGUCUAGUAACUCACGAAAAGCUUAUGCUCGUGAAAUGAUGUGUAUCGUUGGAGAACCCCCGAAGAGGGCCAAGACCGAGAUUCCGUUAACCUUUGAUUAUUCUGAUCUAGAAGGGGUGAAGUUCCCCCAUGACGACCCGUUGGUCAUAACUCCCGUUAUUGGAAACUCAUCUAUUAAGAGAGUUCUUGUUGAUAAUGGAGCUUCUGUAGACAUCCUCUUCUAUGAUGCUUAUCAAAAGAUGGGGUAUGCUGAUUCACAGUUGACACCGUCCAACAUGCCGAUCUAUGGUUUCAACGGAAUAGAAUCCUCUUCUAUGUUGCAGCCUUGA